CAGGUGAGUUGGCUCCUCCUGUCCUGUUUCAGCAGCGGCCAGCAGGCAGAACAUGAGCCAUCAGCUCCUCUGGGGCAGGCUGUAGGACGCUAUAACUCUCUCCAGAGGAACAAACGCACCCAGGGAGCAAUGGGACAGUGCCGGUCAGCCAAUGCAGAGGACGCCCAGGAAUUCAGUGAAGUGGAGAGAGCCAUUGAGACCCUCAUCAAGAACUUCCACCAGUACUCGGUGGAGGGUGGCAAGGAGACGAUGACCCCCUCUGAGCUACGGGACCUGGUCACCCAGCAGCUGCCCCACCUCAUGCCGAGCAACUGUGGGCUGGAAGAGAAAAUUGCCAACUUGGGCAGCUGUAACGACUCUAAACUGGAGUUUGGGAGUUUCUGGGAGCUGAUCGGAGAAGCAGCCAAGAGUGUGAAGCUGGAAAGUCCUGCCCCAGGGUGCUGAAGACAUACCCUUGGAAUUCUUGGGGGGAUGUUGGGGGAAGGGAACCUUAGAGACUCUGGGCCUGGAAAUAAAACUCUUCUCUCCACCACUG
This is a messenger RNA of Choloepus didactylus (southern two-toed sloth), 535 nucleotides long. RefSeq names its product S100 calcium binding protein A14 (gene S100A14). The transcript has 4 exons. Lineage: Eukaryota; Metazoa; Chordata; Mammalia; Pilosa; Megalonychidae. Gene Ontology annotation, molecular function: chemokine receptor binding. Gene Ontology annotation, biological process: positive regulation of monocyte chemotaxis; positive regulation of granulocyte chemotaxis; response to lipopolysaccharide. The record is from RefSeq and is a predicted model, not a curated record. Bases 130 to 444 code for a protein of 104 amino acids. Gene Ontology annotation, cellular component: perinuclear region of cytoplasm.